Messenger RNA from Athene cunicularia (burrowing owl), 3155 nucleotides. RefSeq names its product integral membrane protein 2C (gene ITM2C). Gene Ontology annotation, molecular function: amyloid-beta binding. Bases 239 to 856 code for a protein of 205 amino acids. The transcript is spliced from 6 exons. The record is from RefSeq and is a predicted model, not a curated record. Gene Ontology annotation, biological process: negative regulation of amyloid precursor protein biosynthetic process. Gene Ontology annotation, cellular component: extracellular exosome; Golgi apparatus; plasma membrane. NCBI's taxonomy places the organism in Eukaryota, Metazoa, Chordata, Aves, Strigiformes, Strigidae.
GUGAAGAAAAAAUCCCCAAUUUUCUGCAAUUUUUGCCUUUAAACCAAAGAUUUUUCUGCCAUUUUUCACAUGUACUGAGAGAUUUCAUACAACUUUUCCCCAGCUGGCAUCCCAGCUUUAGAUUUCCCCUGUGAGGAGAGCUGCCCAGUGGACCAUUGGACCGGAGGCACAGGAGGAGGAGCCAGCUCCUGCGGUGCAGGGCCGGAGGUCAUCGCUCAGCGGGGUGUGCUACCUGACCAUGGGUCUCCUCGUACUGCUCCUGGGCUUGGUCUUUGCAUCGAUGUAUGUGUACAGAUACUUCUUCAUCACCCAGCUGCCCCGUGAGAGUGUGUUUCACUGCGGUGUCCUUUACGAAGACUCGCUGUAUUCGCCAUUCAAAGGGCAGCUCGAGUUGCAUGAAGAUGUCAAGAUUUACAUUGAGGAGAACUACGAGCAAAUCAACGUCCCAGUGCCCCAGUUUGGAGGGAGCGACCCUGCAGAUAUCAUCCAUGAUUUCCAGCGAGGUCUGACAGCUUAUCAUGACAUAACACUGGAUAAAUGCUACGUCAUCGAGCUCAACACCACUAUCGUGAUGCCUCCUCGCAACCUGUGGGAGCUGCUGGUUAACGUGAAGAAAGGGACAUACCUGCCUCAGACAUACAUAAUCCAAGAGGAGAUGAUUGCAACAGAGCACGUCAGUGACAUGGAGCAGCUUGGCUCUUUCAUCUACCGCCUCUGCAGUGGCAAGGAGACCUACAGGCUGAAGCGGAGGAGCGCAAGGAGACGUAUCAGUCGACGUGAGGCUGGAAACUGUCAUCGUAUUCGUCACUUUGAAAACACUUUUGUGGUUGAAACUGUUAUCUGCAAAAAGUCCUGAAGCCACUGUCCGAUAUAACCUUCCUUGGCUUUGCUUGCAUACAUGUGCACACACAUGCUCUCAGCCUUCUCUUUAGUCAUGGUAAUCUGUCUUUUUUACUCUCUCCCCUGCUUGUGCAGCUCUAACCUCUUGGGUCCAUUGUGGCCUGACAGUGGAUUCCCUUCUCUCCCUGCUACCUACCUGAGACGUUUGCUGGGCUUAAAUUUACACAGUAGUUCAAGAUACCUUGGGAGUAGAUGCAGCUUCUUACACACCACAGGACAAUAAUCUAUUUUGGGAGCAGGUUUGGGGUAGAAGGGAUGGCCGAGAAAUAGGAGUGCUGGAAAUAGGUGCUCUUUUCCUGGCUGAACGAUUUCAGGCUGGUAUAGUACUUUGAGGCUGCCUUGACACCAGGACAGAAGGUGUAUGCACAAGAGGAGGGUUACCAUUUUGAUGCUGAUAUAAUGACCAGAAAUAGAUAACCAGAUGCACUUAGGAAAAGAAUAGUUGUGAGGCUACAGACAGUGUGGUUCAGAAGGCUCGGCAGAAGAAGGGUUUCUGUGACCAUGCUGUGGUGGUCCCAGCUUGUGCUGUGUGCUGUCCCCCUGGAGAUCAGAUUUUCAAACAUCAAAAGCAACCACUAUAUGUUAUUUUUAUGACUGGCUCCUGGACUCACACCUCCCCACGUCUCCUGAAUGCAUCAUGGCCCGGAGUGACCCACUGAGUAAUGCAGGGUAUCCUGAUGGGUGUUCAGGGUGGGUGGGAGGCCAGGGCAAGGGGCAGUGAGGCAGGCUGGAAGUGACACGAAUGACACAGCAUGUCCCUGCUCCCCGGCCACAAAGCAGAGGGUGAAGUGCAAGGCUAUGUGGCCUGUUCUCUAACACACAGUUGCAGCUGCUGUGGAUCCUGGGCAGAUCUGCUGUCACUUUGCCCAAGGUGCCAAAGCUCUACGGAUGUCCCAUCUAUAGGCCAUGGCUGCGGGUGGUUUGCUCCAGCUUGUGCCUGUCCUGGCCAGCUCUGCUUGCUUGGGGAGAUGAGUUAUGUUCACAUGGGUCUGUCUUCCUGAGUUGUUGAGAACCCAUCUGUGUGCGGAUGGGGUGCCAUGCCUACGUACGAAGUGGUGUCAGCAGCAGAACUGGCAAGUGCAGAAGCAGAAUUUUUUUUUUUUUAACAGAGUGUGUAUUCUUGUAUAACUCCUCUGAUGAAAGCUGUUUUGAGAGUAAUUACUGUAGUCCAGCCAUGUAUCACAUUAUCUGCAGGCACUAUUGUAAUAUGGAUAUUGAUACAAGGCAAGAUUCAUCUGAUCAAUAUACUGCAGAGAAAUUGUGUGAACGAAACUGCAUUUCUAUUGAUCAUCAGACAGAAGAAUUGCAGGGUAAUUAAAUAUUCUUCCCUCCGUUCCAUAAAUAUAGUUAAUUAGGUUCUUGAAAUGAAGGCAGUUUUUUGGCUUGAAAGAAUGGGUUGAGUUUCAGCUUGGCACGUUCUUGUUAAUUGGUUUCCAGCAAAUCUGGACUUGUUCACCAUCUGUUGAAAUGAGCUUGUUGUUUUAGAAGAGGAAGGAUCAAGUAAAUGCAAGUACAAUCAUUAACUCGGCAAAACCAAAAAAAAAGUUAAUAUAUUUUACAGUGAAACUUUAAAGUAAUAAUACUGUGAAUUAAUUAUGUGAAAACAAAACAGGAUCUCAAAAUGGUCAUGUAGUGCAAUAGAAAUUAGCCUUAGAGGCUGAAAAUUUAUUUUUUUAUAUAAACAUAGUCAACUAUAAACGUUUUAACACAUAGAGGAGGACACUUUGGUUUCAUUCUGCUUUAAGCUUGAUGUAAAAUGAAGAAUUAGGUGCACUUCAUGCAGGUUGGUAAGGAAAGUUUCCCACUGCCAGAGGGUUAUUUGCUUUUCUAGCAUUGUUCUUCCAGCGAUAACUUGCUGCUAGCCCUAAGCUUUCACUGAGGAGUGGAUGACAAGAAGUGGGUCAGAGAAUUGGUUUGUUUAAUGGAAGUGCCACAAACUAGUAAAUUUAAGCCCUGCAUUUCUCUUCAUUUCUAGGAACCUAAGCCUGCACUCAGGUGAGCAUACAGACCUUUUUACCCUUCCUUCUGAUUCUGCAUGAAUUAACUGGUCAUUGAAUAUGCUAACUCUGUGCAAUCCUGCAGCUCUAAGGACAAACUUUGGUUCUUUUUAAGGUGAACUAAUGUGGUCACUGUUUCAUAGGAUGAGAAUGCAGUUGUCUAGAAAGAAAACAUAAAAUGCUUUGUAUAUUUUGUCUGGUAGGACUCUUACUUCUUAGGAAAAAUCCAUGGGAUAAUAAAAUCUUUUACCUCUGAUA